This is a messenger RNA of Bipolaris victoriae FI3, 561 nucleotides long. RefSeq lists its product as hypothetical. Lineage: Eukaryota; Fungi; Ascomycota; Dothideomycetes; Pleosporales; Pleosporaceae. The record is from RefSeq and is a predicted model, not a curated record. The coding region runs from base 1 to 561 and encodes 186 amino acids. The transcript is spliced from 2 exons.
AUGCGCUUCUCCACUGCUGCUGUGGCGCUCGGUGCGCUCUUUAUGGGCGCCAGCGCGGACGUCGCUGCUGUUGCUCCUGAAAUUCAAACCUCGGUCCUCAUGGUCCUCGCCCACGCCAUCCCUUCGCAAAGCAUAUCCUACGCCCUCGCCAGCCCCGCCGCCUUCGCCUCGGAAAUGGCUUCGUGCCUUUCUGCCAGCAGCACCCCGGCGUGGUACCAGGCGCUGCCCACCGAUGUGCAGAGUCUCCUGCCCCAGAUUUAUCCUCAGGAGACGCCUACCCCCAGCCCUACUCCCUCGGCGACUCCUUCGUCGACUCCCAGCCCUACUCCUACCCCUUCGUCCAGCGCCGUCGUCACGCCCUACCCAACUGCAGGCUUGAACAGCACGAGUGCUAUUACUAAGCCCCCGACCAGCGCUACGGGCACUAUUAGUCUGAGCUUGAUCCCUACCCCCAGUGCUACGGGUCCUGAAGGCCCUGCGUUCACUGGUGCGGCGUCCAGGCUUUCGCUCAGCGCUGGUCUUGGUGCUUUCAUCGGCUUGGUCGGUGUUCUUGCUUUGUAA